This is a messenger RNA of Gymnodraco acuticeps, 8277 nucleotides long. Its product is annotated as phosphatidylinositol 4,5-bisphosphate 3-kinase catalytic subunit alpha isoform-like. The transcript has 26 exons. NCBI's taxonomy places the organism in Eukaryota, Metazoa, Chordata, Actinopteri, Perciformes, Bathydraconidae. The record is from RefSeq and is a predicted model, not a curated record. Gene Ontology annotation, cellular component: phosphatidylinositol 3-kinase complex, class IB; phosphatidylinositol 3-kinase complex, class IA; cytoplasm. The coding region runs from base 522 to 3728 and encodes 1068 amino acids. Gene Ontology annotation, biological process: phosphatidylinositol-mediated signaling; cell migration; phosphatidylinositol 3-kinase/protein kinase B signal transduction. Gene Ontology annotation, molecular function: 1-phosphatidylinositol-4-phosphate 3-kinase activity; 1-phosphatidylinositol-3-kinase activity.
GGGGAGCUGGACCGACAGCGUGGCUGCAGUGCCGCAGAAAUACAACUGGUCCAGUCGACCAGCAGUCAAGCUGCUAAUAACAUCCUCAGCUUGAGUCCUUUUGAAUGGACAUUUUGGACACAUUUUAUGUAACUGUGUGCCUUACAACCCAACACGCGAGUGGGUUUAUUUUUUUUGAGGGAGCAUAAGCGUGUGUGGAGUAACGCCCACUGUCACGGAUAUCUGGCCGAGAGGCUGACAGUGACAGACCGUAGAAAGCAGCCUGCUUUCCCCGGCGCCGGGAGCCACCAACCCGGCCGGUGGGAUCGGCUAGCUGGAAGGCUAGCUAACUGUCAUUAGCCGAGGAGAUCCUCUCUGACCAAUAUCCUCACACACUUUGCUGCCUUGACGUCAACUUAAAAGGUGUGAAGAUGGACUGAAACAUGAAGGGUGGAACUGUCCCAUUACCCAAAUAAGAGGGUGUCUCUUUUAGGUUGUGCUCUGCAGCUUCACUCUGACUGAGCUGGGAGACAGAGAGGAAGAUGCCUCCCAGGCCGUCCUCAGGGGAGCUAUGGGGCAUCCACUUGAUGCCUCCCAGGAUCCUGGUGGACUGCCUGCUGCCCAAUGGGAUGAUUCUGACCCUGGAGUGUCUCCGUGAGGCCACGCUCAUCACCAUCAAACAUGAGCUGUUCAAAGAGGCCAGGAAAUAUCCUCUUCAUCACCUCCUGCAGGAGGAGACCUCCUACAUCUUUGUCAGUGUAACACAAGAAGCAGAGCGGGAGGAGUUCUACGACGAGACCCGGAGGUUAUGUGAUCUCCGACUCUUCCAGCCUUUCCUCAAGGUCAUUGAACCAGUUGGCAAUAGAGAGGAAAAGAUCCUCAACAGAGAGAUUGGUUUUGCCAUUGGCAUGCCUGUGUGUGAGUUUGACCUUGUGAAGGACCCGGAGGUUCAGGACUUCAGGAGAAACAUCCUGAAUGUUUGUAAAGACUCUGUGGAGAUGAGAGAUGCCAGCGGGCCCCACAGCAGAGCGCUCUAUGUUUAUCCUCCCAAUAUAGAAUCCACACAGGAACUUCCAAAACACAUCGAAAGCAAGCUGGACAAAGGUCAGAUUAUCGUUGUGAUUUGGGUGAUUGUUUCUCCAAACAAUGACAAACAAAAGUAUACACUGAAGAUCAACCACGACUGUGUGCCUGAACAGGUGAUUGCAGAGGCCAUUCGUAAGAAGACACGCAGCAUGCUGCUGUCCCCAGAGCAGCUGAAGAUGUGUGUGCAGGAAUAUCAGGGUAAAUACAUCCUCAAAGUGUGUGGCUGUGAUGAGUACCUGCUGGAAAAGUACCCCAUCAGCCAGUAUAAGUAUAUCCGAAGUUGCAUCAUGCUGGGCAGGCUGCCUAACCUGAUGCUAAUGGCCAAAGACAGCUUAUACUCUCAGUUGCCUACAGACAACUUUGUCAUGCCGUCGUACUCUCGACGUAUCUCCACGGCAACAUCCUAUAUGAAUGGCGAGGCAUCUGCCAAGUCGCUGUGGACCAUCAACGGGACCCUGCGGAUACGAAUCCUGUGUGCCACCUAUGUUAACGUCAAUAUACGGGACAUAGACAAGAUUUAUGUGAGAACAGGCAUUUACCAUGGAGGUGAACAGAUGUGUGACAAUGUCAACACGCAGAGAGUACCUUGUUCUAACCCGAGGUGGAAUGAAUGGCUCACCUAUGAUAUGUACAUCCCUGACAUACCUCGAGCCGCCAGACUCUGCCUCUCCAUCUGCUCUGUCAAAGGCAGGAAGGGAGCCAAGGAGGAGCACUGUCCACUAGCUUGGGGUAAUAUCAACAUGUUUGACUACACUCACACUCUAGUGGCCAACAAGAUGGCUCUGAAUCUUUGGCCUGUCCCUCACGGCCUUGAAGACCUCCUCAAUCCCAUCGGAGUCACUGGAUCCAACCCUAAUAAGGAAACCCCAUGCCUGGAGCUGGAAUUUGACCACUUCAGUAGUUUGGUCAAAUACCCAGAAAUGAAUGCAGUAGAGGAUCAUGCAAACUGGACCAUCUCAAGGGAACUGGGGUUUAACUACAACCUUUCUGGACAGAGCAACCGGUCGGCCAGAGAUCACGCCCUGACGGAUAGUGACACUGAGCAGAUGAGACAGCUGAGUAACAGAGACGCUCUCUCAGAAAUCACUGAGCAGGAGAAAGACUUCCUCUGGAGACACAGACACUACUGCAUGAACAUCCCUGAGAUCCUUCCCAAGAUCCUGCUCUCUGUCAAAUGGAACUCCAGGGAUGAAGUAGCACAGAUGUACUGUCUGUUGAAGGAAUGGCCGUCCACCCGCCCUGAGCAGGCCAUGGAGCUGUUGGACUGUAACUACCCAGACCCCAUGGUCAGACACUUUGCUGUGCGCUGCCUCGAAAAAUACCUGACCGACGACAAACUGUCCCAGUACCUCAUUCAACUUGUACAGGUAUUAAAAUAUGAGCAGUAUCUCGACAAUCCCCUGGCCCGUUUCCUCCUCAAAAAGGCUCUGACCAAUCAAAGGAUAGGUCAUUUCUUCUUCUGGCAUCUAAAGUCAGAAAUGCACAACAAAACAGUGAGCCAGAGGUUUGGGCUGCUGCUGGAGGCGUACUGCCGGGCCUGUGGGAUGUACCUCAAACACCUGAGCAGGCAAGUGGAGGCCAUGGAGAAGCUCAUUAACCUCACUGACAUCCUCAAACAGGAGAAGAAGGAUGAGACGCAGAAGGUCCAGAUGCGGUUCCUUGUGGACCAGAUGAAGAGGCCUGACUACAUGGAUGCUCUGCAGAACUACACGUCUCCUCUCAACCCUGCACACCAACUGGGAAACCUGAGGUUGGAUGAAUGCAGGAUCAUGUCGUCAGCGAAGAGACCGUUGUGGCUGAACUGGGAGAAUCCUGACAUCAUGUCCGAGCUGCUCUUUCAGAACAAUGAGAUCAUCUUCAAAAAUGGAGAUGACCUGCGGCAGGACAUGCUGACGUUGCAGAUUAUUAAAAUCAUGGAGAACAUUUGGCAGAAUCAGGGGCUGGACCUACGGAUGCUUCCGUACGGCUGUCUGUCGUUGGGAGACUGUGUGGGGCUCAUUGAGGUGGUUCGCAGCUCCCACACCAUCAUGCAGAUUCAGUGUAAAGGAGGCUUGAAAGGAGCCCUGCAGUUCAACUCAAACACUCUGCACCAGUGGCUCAAGGACAAGAACAAGGGCGAGAUGUAUGACCUGGCUGUGGAUCUGUUCACGAGGUCCUGUGCUGGCUACUGUGUAGCUACAUUUAUCCUCGGGAUAGGAGACAGACACAACAGCAACAUUAUGGUCAAAGAUGAUGGACAGUUGUUUCACAUAGAUUUUGGCCAUUUCCUUGACCAUAAGAAGAAGAAGUUUGGCUACAAGAGAGAGCGUGUGCCCUUUGUGCUGACACAAGACUUCCUCAUCGUCAUCAGCAAGGGAUCCCAAGAGUGUGCCAAGACCAAAGAGUUUGAGAGGUUCCAGGAGAUGUGUUAUAAAGCCUACCUGGCCAUCCGGCAGCAUGCGAACCUGUUCAUCAACCUGUUCUCCAUGAUGCUGGGCUCCGGCAUGCCUGAGCUGCAGUCAUUUGAUGACAUUGCCUACAUCAGGAAGACGCUGGCCUUGGAGAAAAGCGAACAGGAGGCGUUGGACUACUUUAUGAAACAGAUGAACGAUGCUCACCAUGGAGGGUGGACCACCAAGAUGGACUGGAUAUUCCACACAAUCAGACAGCAUGCACUGAACUGAUCUCCUGCACACAAACAACACAACACCAGUCCCGCCAUGAAGUAACACCUCAGUGAUGAAGGAAGUUUACACCCAUACCAUUUCUGUUCAUCUAAACAAGGUUCCUGUUUUUCUUUGGCCAUAAUCAUAUGCUUUCUUCUCAACAAUCGGUUCUACAAGAGAUUGUUGUCUCCAUGUCCUUGUGAAGAUAUUCCCUUCCUGGCCAAUGCAUCCACAAACGGGAACAAACUGGGAAACAAAGAACAUGUUACCUCUCACCCUGCUGCUCUUGUUGGGAAAACACAAAUUGGACAAAACAGCUUAAAGAAAAUCGUCUGAAUCCACAAAGUAAAACCAACUUGCUGCCGUUCCACUGUGUUAGCUCUGCACUGCGGCUCCAUCCCAGAAAGAGAUGCUUGUAUCUCUGCUGAGAAGAUAGCGUGCACAAAAGAACAUGUCAUACCUAGUAUUUGUUACGCAAAUAUGUUGCACAUCGCAAGAUUAAAGAAGUAUGACGUAAGUAUGACUUACCACUGUUCCCUCCUGAGCUGAUUUGGUGUCAGCUUCGCCACCUUUAACCCUCUGUGAAAAAAACUGCAUAAGAGCCUGUCGGUUGUUUUGCACAGCUCUAGAGUCUCCCUCGGCCUCAAAGAAAAAGCACUCCACCCUUGGGAACAUUUGUUGGUGGUGCUGCUUUAGACUCAUAAACUUCAGGGUGAUGAUGCCUCUCCAUCAAAAAACAGCACUUAAAAAGUAGUAGAAUACUAUACAGGUUUAUUAUGACUUUUUUAAUUUAUUUAUGUAUCUAGUUUGUCCUUUUUUUACACAUGCAACACUCAACUCUCCAGAAACACACUUGUUUGUUUUAAUAUAUAUUUGGAGUCUUUUUGUAUUUGUGCUUCCUUUAUCUGACUACCAUGAGUUCUGCAAAUGAAGACUACUAAUGCCCUUUUCGCCUCCUGCACUUCUAAGUUAAACAUCAGUUUGUUAGUAACGCUAGUUUGCAGCUUGGAAUUUGUGAUAAUGAAUGUGUUUGGGGAUGCACAUUUGGUAAUGAAGGAAAGUGCCAGUCUCACGCUUUGAAUAAUGUGAUCUAUUUAAAGCCUCUGGCUGUCUAUUUAGUUGGCGAGCAGAAGCCCAGGGGAAUGUCACGUCUUCCUGAUGAUAAAAUGCCUUGGCGUCACAGAACCUGAUUCACAUUGCUAAGCCCGACAGCCUAAAUAUUUGUAUUAAACAAACCACCACUAUUUACAUGAAAAGCUAGAUUUUUGGUUUUAGUAACAUGAAAACCAAUAUUUUUUUUAUUAUUUCUAACUAUGUGAUAUUUAAUCUCUAUAAAUGUCAACUGAUGGACAUAGUUCGUCAUACACAUUUCAUUUAUAUAUGUUUAUCCGUUUUUAUUUGAAUAACAUCUUUCACUGAGCAUGUAAUAAACCUGGCAGUAUUUGAACAAUGCUCUCUAAAUGACAUGUCACUUGUUAGACGCUUUUAUCCAAAGCGACUUCCAUACAUUCAAUACUGUGGACAAUCCCCACACACAGCAAAGUGUCUUGCCUAGGGACACGACGACAUGCUGACUGCAGUGGGAUUCGAACUUGGUACCCCCUGAUUUGAAGUCCAGCACUCUAUCCACUGAGCCACAGCCGCCCUAAAUCCUUGCUCUUUAUUUUCCAAACUUUUUACAUAUCCUCCCCAACGGAAACAUAUGAGCGUGUAGGUUUUUCAACAUUUUUAAGUCAAAACAAAAUAGCCUUUACAAAUUCCAUUGGAUCGCUCAAUAGUAAGCAGAUAGAGUGAUAUAUAGCUGUAGAGGAAGCAUAGUCUCUACCUCCUUCAGCUGUGGUGUGUUUAGGCAGAGGACGAGGGGACAUUUCUGAAUUAGACGUUAGCGCCAUUCUUUGGACAUGUUAACAUCGUUUUAUCAACUGAUAUCAACAUGCUUUUUUAUCUGGUAGCUCGAUUAAGCCACUCUUAAGUUCUAUAGUGAUCGUCACAAUCACAUUUCAUUGAAAGACAGGGAUUUUGAUUUUGUUCCAUUGACCAAAGUCACCUUGUCUUUUGAGAUUGGUAUUAGUUAUAAAAUGUGUUUUUGUAAACAGAAAGCCCUGAUUGACUGUAAGCUUAGCCAGUUGAGAACGUGUCAAAUGAUGAGCUUUGUUGAGGAGAGAGUAUUAUUUAACAAAAGUAGCUCAGAGCAGCAUCAUGAGCCCCUGACACCUCUAAGGUGUACCUAGAAAUAUAUUUGGAUGUGCUCAUGGCUAAAUGAUCAUCUUCUGUUUGAAAGUAGAUCUGCCAGUGAAAAAGGAAGUAUGCACUUUUCCCAACUGUUGAUUGUAUGGAAAAGCCUAAAUGGUGUCUGUUCUGGUAUGGCACACCUGUGUGUUGUCAUAUUACUGCAACAUUAGUGGCUAGAAUGUAUUGAGCCGUCAAAUAUGUGCACUCUUUUUCUGGUUUUUGCGUCAUUUAUGGUUUCUCUCUAAAGUGUCAAAUGCAGUGCCACUAAACAUACAAGAGGUGAUCGGCAGAGAGCUCUUCUCUUCUUUCUCUCAAUGUGCCAAACACAGGUUCACUGAGGCCUGUGGAAGAUAAUGCUGGAAGGAAGUAGGCAUAUCAGUUGAUCUUAAAAUAUAAAAGAAGAGGUUGGUGUAUGCACCUUAAAAUAGCCUUUUUGUCCAGAAGGACUCUGUGAGAAGAACAUUAGCCUAGUGUGCAUGUCAGGAUAACCAGUUUGUAUAUUUUGAAGCAGCAUUAGCCGUAUGUAUGUAGAGUUGCAGUCAGACUGCUUUGUUUUCUAUCCUGAGCUCAUAUAUGACAACCUGCAGUGUUACUGUCAUUAUUAUCUCUUCACAUGUAUAUGUUUGUGUGAACUCAUUGUCUCUCUGUACAGGAUGCAGAGCUUCAUUGGCAGGCUCCAAUGAAAACCCACACUGUGUGUAUGUAGCUUACAUGUGUGAGAUGACACUUUUUAAUUGUUUGUUAGGAAACAUAAGUGAGAGGGAACUUUUCAUACGGUUGUAAAUGUUUUACUUGAGAUAUUGCAUAUCAGAACCGCAGCUGUAUUUUGUUUUUAAGUUGAGUUGCUGUGCAUUGUCUAUUUAGUACUGAUUGUGAGAGCGUGUGUGUGUGUGUGUGUGUGUGUGUGUGUGUGUGUGUGUGUGUGUGUGUGUGUGUGUGUGUGUGUGUGUGUGUGUGUGUUAAAGCAGGGCUGUUUGUUUAAUAAUGUGGUUAUUGAUGCCACAGUUAUACAUGAGUGAAGAAACAAGUAUUUCUUGAAGUGAUGAAUGUUGUUCUAGAGCCAAAUUCCAGGUGCAAAGUAUUACAAAUAUAUAUGUAUUGUUCUUUCAUUAUCCUGAGCCUCAAACUCAUGAAAAUUAGGUCCAAGUGAUAGCUCUCACAGACAGCAUGAUUAUGUGUCUCAAGUUCUGCUUGUCCUCAAUGUAUGCACUGAAUUUGUACAGGGUAUCUGCAAUAGUAUUGCACUUGUUUUUCCACCUGUGGAGGCUGUGGUGGCUCCCAUGCUUUAUCCCUUUUGACUUUAAAGCAACAUUGAAAACACCGAAAUGUGUAAUGGUAUGAAUCAACAAUCUACACAAUGAUACAUUAUCAUUUACCUGCUGUUUUCUCAGAAUGUGGAGUUAUUGAAUAUCUUUGAACCCGCUUGUGUGCUGAGAAAUACUGUGAGAUUUAGUGAGGGAAGGGAGGUCCUGUUUCCAUUCAUCUGCAGUUUGCCCCUGCUAAUACAAUCACAAUAUUUUAGCUAUGAUUUGAAGACAACCAGUGGACAUAAUAACAAACACACAGGAAAUAAGAAUGCAAUUCAAUGCAAUAUCCAUGCAGUGUUUACUGCUCUGUGAAAACCUAUUGUUUUUUAUGAUAUUCAAAUUUGUUUCUGUUACUAUCUGUAAACAUAAUCAACAGGUGUUAGUUUGUCCACCACCUGUAGGAACUGUAUUGUUUCUUUAAAGCAGUUAAAAAGCCACUGUUACUGCUUUUGUUUUUAAUACAAAUUGCAUUGCUAGGAAGCCUUUGAAUAGGCUUUGAACAGAAUGAAUGUCAAGGGUUUUAAACUAUUGUACUUCCAAGAGCAAGUAUGACUAAUCAAUAAGAUUAUUGAUCAUUAGUGAUCAUUUUGCUUUUGAAGUAUCCUAAAUGUUAAAGGGAAAUAUCGACUAAAUUGUCUGUAGCUUAAUGUUCAGUUCUGUAUGCAGUGCUCUAAACUACACUAGUGUGUCUCUAAUAUGUCCUCAACAUGCCGUGCUGUCAGGACCUUAAUCUAUACUAUGAAUGAAUGUACAUCGAGCCAUGUUUCCCACAGCCUACCUGCAUGAGAGGAAUAUUCUUUUUCAUUGUUUUAGUUUUCAUAUUCAGCCUGCUAAGCAGCCAUACAAAUGUUUAGAAAUGAAUGCCUUACGUUUACUCCUAUAGGAACAUUUUCAUAGUCACAAUAACCUGCAUUUAUUAAAAGAAAACUAUUUCCUUUGGGCUCGCAGGGUAAAGAUUUGUACCCUGACCGACUGACUGGUCAUCUGAGUGUUUGUGAAGAUGUACAAAUAAAUGUGUUAAACAUUCA